Messenger RNA from Alnus glutinosa, 782 nucleotides. RefSeq lists its product as uncharacterized. The coding region runs from base 272 to 472 and encodes 66 amino acids. Lineage: Eukaryota; Viridiplantae; Streptophyta; Magnoliopsida; Fagales; Betulaceae. The record is from RefSeq and is a predicted model, not a curated record. The transcript has a single exon.
CGCUAGAAUCUUCUACACACGCGCUUCACUUCGUACACAAACAUUUCCCCUUUCCGGCGAGCUUCCAGGAACCCAGACCCAGCUAAAUCCUUCCAGACCCCAAACCCUUCUCAAUCCUUUAUACACACACACACACACACACAUAUAUAUAUAUAUACACACACAACAAUCAACAAAAUAGCUGCCAAAAUCAUCACCUAAAUACCAAUAUUCCAAGUUGUGAAAUAUCACCAAUAGUCAGACAGAAAGAAAGAAAGAAAGAAAGAAAGGGAUGUGUCUGGUUUUCGUUUGCGACGAGGAGGAGAGGGUUGUGUCGAGGCAGGCAGCGCCAGGGGCGUGUCCGUACUGCGGAGGGACGGUGCAAGCCAUGGACGUACAGAGCCAGUGGAGGUUCUGUUUCGUGCCUCUCUACUUCCGUAACAAGCGCAAGCACCACUGCACCAUCUGCGCCAAACGUUUGGUCGUUAAGUGACAUACCCACAUCAGAUCAAAGGCUCAACUUUUUUGUUUUCUUUAUUAUAUAUUUUUGUUUCUGUUUCUUCGCUUCCUCCAUGAUGUAGUAAGAUCUAUCUCCUUGUGUAUAAAAGUAGAACAAAAUAUAAAUCUAUAUAUAUAUAUAUAUAUAUAUAUAUAUAUAUAUAUAUAUGUAAUAUUCCACCCAAAUCCUGGAUCUUAUGAUUUCAUUGAGGUCCAAGCUACUAGGGGCAAAUAGAAAAUUGUAUGAUGGGUGGUUUUGUAAUAGAAGGUAUUUUAUAGAUUUGAUAACGAAGGAUUAUAACAAA